Molecule: messenger RNA, 835 nt
Organism: Ceratosolen solmsi marchali
Lineage: Eukaryota; Metazoa; Arthropoda; Insecta; Hymenoptera; Agaonidae
Product: cuticle protein 18.7
Exons: 3
Coding region: 85-558 (157 amino acids)
Source: RefSeq, a predicted model, not a curated record
CUCCUCGUCUCAGAGGAUCUCUCGACGGUGCAUUAAAUAUCACAACUCCCAGCUCCUGGCGCACGCACACAGGCAUCUUACGAUAUGAAGGCCUUCGUUGCAUUAUUCGUGGUGGCAUUAGCUGAUCAGAGUAUAGCGGCUGUCUUAGUGCCUAGAGACACCCCCGAAGUUGCUGCCGCUAAAGCUGCCCAUUUUGCUCAAUAUAAUUACGAGGCGGUAAGAAAUACUCUCGGAUACGUGCCAUAUCCGCAUUAUUACCAGCUCUCCUCUCAAGAACCUUUAGUUUAUAACGUGCCAGUGGCCUACGGUCCAGCACCCAUUGGAGCCGACGGACGCGUUCUCGAUACCCCAGAAGUAAUCGCUGCUAAGGUCGCUCACUUCGCUGCUCAUGCAAAGGCAUCUUUGAAGCCAUACGGGGCCCUUGCUAUCUCGCCAUACUAUGCUUACGGCUACCCAUACACAGCGCCCAUCGGUCCGGACGGUAACGUUGUCGACACACCGGAAGUUGCUGCAGCCAAAGCCGCCCACUUCGCCGCUCAUGCCGCCGCACAUUAUUGAGUUGUGCUGUGGUAAGGAGUCUUGGAUUGUUAGCGUUGUUGGAUCUAAGUGAAGACAAAUGCCAAGUUGCAGCGAGACAUACAAAUUCAUCCGGCCUUUCAUCGUCAAGUGUUACAAGUUCUUACAGCAUCAAGGAAUGAAUCAGUUGUUGUCGUAAAUAUGAUCGAUCGGAAGUACGACUCGUGUGACGCAUACUUAAUGCACAAUCGAGGGACUUGACACUUUUGCUAUUUUAAAUCUUAUUUUCACAAUAAAAAUUGGAAUAUUUUUUAUUCGA